AUGUCGACUAGUGCUCGUUUAUUUUUUGCUGGUUCAAUUGUAGUGACAGGAUUAACAGUAUAUGCUGUUAAUUAUUAUUUAACUGAUGAAACAAAAAGAAAACGUGCUAAUAUUUUUGCUGAUAUUUCUCGAAAAGAAGAACAACGUCGUUCAAAUAUCGAACAAUAUGAAAAACAAUUACAACUUGAUCAACAACUUCGAUUAAGAGAUAAAGAAUAG
Adineta steineri is the source of this 219-nucleotide messenger RNA. Lineage: Eukaryota; Metazoa; Rotifera; Eurotatoria; Adinetida; Adinetidae. The record is from the annotation of a GenBank genome assembly.